AAAAACAACACUGCAAAACGCAACCAGAUCUUUUAUUUAAAAAGAUCGUGUUUACUGAGUAGUGAAAUUCUAUACUUUUGUUCUACGAUUGGCCGUCGUUGUAGGUCAGAUCUGGUGAAUACGGUGGUUGGUCAACCAAUUCGUGAAGUAUAGUCAUUGUGAUCAUCGAAAUGUAAAAGCAAAGCAUAAGCAAAUAUAUUUCUUAUGUUGAUAAGUUUUGACAUCUUCAGUUUAAGGUGCUACCAGGGCUUUACGUUGGAAAUUAUAGAGAUUCUAAGGACGCUGCGCAACUUGCAAAGUAUAACAUUACACAUAUUUUAGCUAUCCAUGAUACAGCAAGAAGGAUACAUUCGGAUAAACACUAUCUUUGCGUGAUGGCGUCCGAUUCUCCAGAUCAAAAUUUAACUCAAUAUUUCUCUCUAUGUAACGAUUUCAUUCACGCGGCCCGAAUUCGAGAUGGAAAUGUCCUCAUACAUUGCCUUGCAGGAAUGUCUCGUAGUGUAACUGUAGCUGUUGCUUAUAUAAUGACAGUUACUACAUUGAAUUGGAAAGAAGCUUUGAAAGUCGUUAGAGCUGGAAGAGCAGUCGCCAAUCCGAAUUUGGGUUUCCAAAAGCAAUUAGAAGAAUUCGAAUGCACUAGAUUACUUGAGGAAAGGAGACGUUUAAAAGAACGUUUUCCUAGUUUAGCUUUAGUUUAUAGAGAUCAAGAGCAAUGUUCUCUAAUGCUCAAUAAUUACGAAGAAUUGUUACAAUCGCGAUCGAUAUGCGAAGGAAAAUGUGCCUUAGGUGAACAAUGUCCUACCGGACUUUGCCGAUCCGGAAGUACUCAAAAACGUACUAGAAGAAGAAGUAGUAGAUCGCAAUCCGAAAUGCGAAGAAGUCCGAGUUCCACGAGUACGAGUAGUAGUUGCAGUACGAGUAGUAGUAGACCCAGGUCCAGUCCGUCGGGUCUAAGAAGUUUUACCGGAUCUGCUCCACCUUCUCGAUCCGGAUCAAAAGUUGAUCUUAGUACAAUGGGAUCAUCUGGAACUUUAACCGCCCCAUCUACGCCCUUAGGAAGUCCAUCAAUAUCGCCGAAACGUCGGGGUUUGGGCCCAGAAAAAAUUGCAGUACCUCUUGCUUUAAGAGAAGAUGAUUGUGACUUAUAACCUUCAGGGGAUGGUUUAAAACGUGACGAUUUUGGAAAAUUUUAUUUAAAAUUAUACAUUUUGGCGUAUUCCUUAUAACUAAAUAUUGUAAAAAUAGUAAAAGUUGUCUUUUCGUUGA
This is a messenger RNA of Diorhabda carinulata, 1266 nucleotides long. Its product is annotated as dual specificity protein phosphatase 22. The coding region runs from base 375 to 1148 and encodes 257 amino acids. Gene Ontology annotation, molecular function: protein tyrosine/serine/threonine phosphatase activity. The transcript has 6 exons. The record is from RefSeq and is a predicted model, not a curated record. NCBI's taxonomy places the organism in Eukaryota, Metazoa, Arthropoda, Insecta, Coleoptera, Chrysomelidae. Gene Ontology annotation, biological process: protein dephosphorylation. Gene Ontology annotation, cellular component: cytosol.